AUAACUAAUCAAAUUGUGACCAGCUGCAAAAACUACAUAUCAGAUAAUGGAUACUCACGGCUGUGGGAUAUUCCAAAGGAUGAACUGUAUCUCCGUCUCAACAACUGUCUAAAAUUGUUUCAGACAUAUAUCCACAUCUUUGAAGUGACCAAGAAGAAGAUAGCCAACACAAAGACGGAAAGGCCAUUUGACUUCUCAGAAAUGUAUAUUUUCGGGAAAAUAUUUACCUUUCGGGAUAGAAUUGAAAAGCCUUUGAAUGAAGAUUUUGACAAAUUCCUGGAGCUGGCUGAUGAUUUAAAGAAAAAAGAUUUAAAAAUUAUGAGUCAAACAAUGUUAAAAUUGAAAUACAUUUUUAAUCAACUGGACAAGCUCUUCCUUACAAUUGUGGGAGCGCGUUCUGUGGGGAUAGUUAGGGGAAUUUAUAUGGAUAGAGACAAAGAGGAGAGCACCAUUCCAUGGAAUUUACCCCCAAAUUCAGGGGUCGGAUGUAUUGG
This is a messenger RNA of Candidula unifasciata, 494 nucleotides long. The record is from the annotation of a GenBank genome assembly. NCBI's taxonomy places the organism in Eukaryota, Metazoa, Mollusca, Gastropoda, Stylommatophora, Geomitridae.